This is a messenger RNA of Phytophthora nicotianae INRA-310, 728 nucleotides long. RefSeq lists its product as hypothetical. Lineage: Eukaryota; Oomycota; Peronosporomycetes; Peronosporales; Peronosporaceae. The record is from RefSeq and is a predicted model, not a curated record. The transcript has a single exon. Bases 74 to 589 code for a protein of 171 amino acids.
UUUCUAUCACGUAAUCGGCACAAAGCUCAGUUAGCGGCCAUUUCACUUCUUGUUUUACCCUGCAACAAGCACAAUGAGUCUCUCAUCCGAAGUACAAGCGACCGACGAGCAGUUCCUAACUGAGAUUCUGUCACUACUUGACGUUGACGAAGGACGCCUCCCACUGAGUGGAGACCUGCCGCAACCAAAGCUGAGAAAGCUACGUCCUCACCCUGAAAGUGACAUAGUCGUCAGGCCGAAACGGAUCCGAAAGGAACCCACACCUCGCGUGAGAAACAAAGCCAAGAUCGAGCUCUUGCGCCACGAGGUUAAAGGCCUGGAAGCGGUGCUCGCAAGCCUACAGAACUCAAGCCGGGGAGCUACAACCGUUGAACGCCGCCGUGCUGCAUCGUUAUGGAGGAUCAUCGCUAUGAAGCAGAGCCACGAGCGCCAGCUUGCGGAGCAACGCAACAUGGGGCUGAGACGUAUGCUCUUCGAACAGUUUUCUCUUACGAGGUCACUCACACACGUGCUCGACGAAUGGACAAAUCUACCUUCCACAGACUUAAGUCUAAGUGCCAGCCAUUGCUUUUGUACAUGUUUGAAAUAACAGAUUAAUCAGAAUAUUCAUGCAUUGUUAGAUAAGACAAUGAUCUCCCUCCCUCCAAGACAAGCAAGAGAUCAAAUGAAAACCUCCGUCUAGGGGCUAUCCUCAAAAUCAAUAGCAGCAAUUCUCAUCAAUUACUCUA